Messenger RNA from Coniosporium apollinis CBS 100218, 507 nucleotides. Its product is annotated as 50S ribosomal protein L13. Gene Ontology annotation, biological process: negative regulation of translation; translation. Gene Ontology annotation, molecular function: structural constituent of ribosome; mRNA binding. Gene Ontology annotation, cellular component: ribosome; mitochondrial large ribosomal subunit. Bases 1 to 507 code for a protein of 168 amino acids. Lineage: Eukaryota; Fungi; Ascomycota; Dothideomycetes. The transcript is spliced from 3 exons. The record is from RefSeq and is a predicted model, not a curated record.
AUGUCCCAAACCAUAGGCCGAACCCGCCUCGCCUACUCUCGCUCCUGGCAUCGCAUCGACGUCUCCGCCGACCCCCGGCCGCUGGGCCGCAUCGCAUCCCAAAUCGCCAUCGCGCUGAUGGGCAAGCACAAGCCGAUCUUCGACCCGUCGACCGACUGCGGUGACUACGUCGUGGCGGUGGGAUGUGCGGACUUGCACACCACGGGGAAGAAGAGGGAGCAGAAGCUUUACAGAACGCAUACGAGCAGGCCGGGUAGUUUGAAGGAAAUCAGCAUGGCGCGCAUGUUUGAGAAGUGGGGGGGUGGGGAGGUGCUUAGGAGGGCGGUUAGUGGGAUGUUGCCGAAGAAUCGGUUGAGGAAAGUGAGGUUGGAGAGGUUGAAGGUGUUCGAAGGCCAGGCGCAUCCGUAUAAGCAGAAUGUCGUCAAGCUCAUGGGUCGGCGGAGUAUAGGAGCGCUGCCGGAGGUUAAAGCGCAGCUUGACGAGGCCAAGGCUGCUGCGCAGCCGUAA